This is a messenger RNA of Ceratosolen solmsi marchali, 992 nucleotides long. It is a transcript of the gene mRpL28, whose product is annotated as mitochondrial ribosomal protein L28. Lineage: Eukaryota; Metazoa; Arthropoda; Insecta; Hymenoptera; Agaonidae. Gene Ontology annotation, molecular function: structural constituent of ribosome. Bases 126 to 965 code for a protein of 279 amino acids. The record is from RefSeq and is a predicted model, not a curated record. The transcript has 6 exons. Gene Ontology annotation, cellular component: mitochondrial large ribosomal subunit.
AAUAUUUACCUUCAGGAUAGAAAUUUGAAAUUGGAAUAUGCGUGCAUAUUACAGUACUUUGUAGUAUCUGAAAUUUCUUGAAAAUAACUCAUGAUAUUAUAGUAUUUAUAAUAGUUGUUUUUACAAUGUCAAUGCCAAUUGAAGCAAGGAAGAGAUUAUAUUAUCUACCAAAAGUUACACGUUGGACAAAAGGUAUCGGUGCAGCAUUGCCGGAAGAAUAUAAAAAAUUUUGGAAGGAAUGGAAAAUACAAAUGCCUUCUCCAGUGUAUUAUAUUCCAAAAAAAGGCAAAUAUGAACGAAUGCCAGAUGGGACAGUAAAACCAAUACAAAAUAUACCAAUUCCAUUAAAAUAUCCAAAAGAACUUGAUAAUGGUAUUUGGGGCGGAGAGGCAGUAAUUCAAGGAUUUGUUAAGAAACAUAAGUAUCAUCAAAGAUUUGUACGUUAUUGGGUUCCCAAUUUAAUAAAAUCAGUUGUAUACAGUGAAAUACUUAAUAAAUACAUGAGAACAAUUGUAACAAAUCGUACGUUAGAUCUAAUACAUGAGCACUAUGGAUUCGACCAUUAUAUAUUAAAGACACCGGCAUGUGAUUUGCGAUCUUUACUCGCUCUUAGAUUGAAACGUUUCAUGCUCAUAAGUCUUGCUGAUAAAACAUUAUAUCCUGAUGAUCCCGUUAAAAGAGAUGAAGUUUAUGCUAAAUAUGAACAAUAUUUAUCAUCCUAUACUAGAGAAGAAAUUGAAUGGUAUGGAUUAUCCUAUCCAGAAGCAUGUAAAAAAUUCAGAAAUAAUGCAUUGGUGAAUAUGAAAAUUACGCCAUUAAAAGAAAUAUAUAGGCAAGAAUUAAUUAACGAGCUUAAAGAAGAAAAAUUAAAAUUAAGUGAAAGCAGCGAAGAAAGUGGUCCUACAAAAUGGAUAUCUAAAAUCAAUCCUUUUCAUAAAUAUUCAAAAGAUGUACCAAAAUCUUAAAUAAGAUAAUAUAUUGUAAACGAAUGA